CUUUCAAACCACACAAAUUUAAAAUAUAAAUUCUUAAUAUGAGUUCAUAUGAAGCUGCUAAAGAUGGUUCCCCAGCGGAUAAUUUAACGCUUCUUGAAGAAGAUUGCCCGGAUUGUGCUGCCGUACGUCUGAAAUAUGCGGUUUUAAAUAUAGACGAAAUUAUGUCAUCAACACGAAUCGAAACCUCGGAUGAGUUCACUCUGGCAUCUGAAAUUGAACCCGCGCAAACUACGAGCGUUUUCAAGGUGCCAAAAGGCCCCGUUUCAACGCAAGUCCGCAAGGUUCAUGAAUCGAUAGAUGUCACACCUUUAAAAGGACUACUCGGUAACGUUCUAGAAAAAUCCCAGCAUCAAACGUUCCACACAAACCAAAGGAUUUCAUCAACCCAGAAUGGGGUUACAGGAAGAUUUCAAGGAUCUGAAAUAGGAUUAGAUCGCAUUACAUACACUGAUUUCGAUUUUCAUGAAUUAGUAAGUUGUGCUCCAGAAGGAGAGGAGGAUACGACGGUCCGAUUUUUAUUCAAACGGGAACGCGAGGAAGAUGAAGAAAGCACGGCAUCGAACGAGUUAAACGAACAAGCAGCUAAGAGAAUUCGUUUGACAAAGGAAAUUCCAGUUUUCUUCAAAGGUCGAAGACCGAGGGACAGAAAAACUAUGAGGAUUUGAAGUGUGUUAUGAUGGUUGUUCAUAGUCAUGUGACGUUUCACCUUAUGUUCUAUUUUAAAGCAGAUUUAGGCUAAAAUAAACAAAUAAAUAAUUUUUAUUAAAAA
This is a messenger RNA of Hermetia illucens (black soldier fly), 769 nucleotides long. RefSeq lists its product as uncharacterized. The record is from RefSeq and is a predicted model, not a curated record. The coding region runs from base 39 to 665 and encodes 208 amino acids. NCBI's taxonomy places the organism in Eukaryota, Metazoa, Arthropoda, Insecta, Diptera, Stratiomyidae. The transcript has 2 exons.